Prosopis cineraria is the source of this 465-nucleotide messenger RNA. RefSeq names its product DNA-directed RNA polymerase II subunit 4-like. Gene Ontology annotation, biological process: positive regulation of translational initiation; mRNA export from nucleus in response to heat stress; nuclear-transcribed mRNA catabolic process, deadenylation-dependent decay. Gene Ontology annotation, molecular function: nucleotide binding; translation initiation factor binding. The coding region runs from base 77 to 430 and encodes 117 amino acids. NCBI's taxonomy places the organism in Eukaryota, Viridiplantae, Streptophyta, Magnoliopsida, Fabales, Fabaceae. Gene Ontology annotation, cellular component: P-body; RNA polymerase II, core complex. The record is from RefSeq and is a predicted model, not a curated record. The transcript has 5 exons.
UAAUCAAACGAAACGACACGCCUGUCAAAGCCAGAACUGCCAAUCAGUCGAGCAUCCUUCUUUUUGUCGCAUCGACAUGUCCAGAACCGAGGAGGAAGAUGCAUCAGAGCUCAAAUUUGGGGAGGAUUUUGAGAAGGCCAAAUGUUUAAUGAACUGUGAAGUUGCCCUUCUUUUGGAGCACAAAUUGGAGCAGUUCAAACAAAUGUCCGAUGAAUCAAUUAAGCAUAUUCCCCAAGUGUUCGAGAAGUCUCUGCAGUAUGUUAAGCGCUUCAGCCGCUUCAGUAAUCAAGAUGCUGUGAAGCAAGUUCGACAAGUUUUGAGUAGAUAUCAGCUAGCUGAGUACGAGCUUGCUGUGCUUGGGAAUUUAUGCCCUGAAACUGUGGAGGAAGCUAUAAGUGUUAUUCCAACUCUUAAGGUUUGUCCCCUUUAAUAUCUUUCAGAGUCUACUUUAUAACAUGCUUGAUG